Molecule: messenger RNA, 4517 nt
Organism: Ornithorhynchus anatinus (platypus)
Lineage: Eukaryota; Metazoa; Chordata; Mammalia; Monotremata; Ornithorhynchidae
Gene: WDR72
Product: WD repeat domain 72
Exons: 17
Coding region: 1-3030 (1009 amino acids)
Biological process (GO): protein localization to plasma membrane
Cellular component (GO): cytoplasm
Molecular function (GO): protein binding
Source: RefSeq, a predicted model, not a curated record
AUGUGCAUCUGGAACGUAGCCAGCGGCCAGUGCGUCGAGAGCGUCCAGCUUCCCUACAGGCACACUGCUAUCUGCUAUUACCACUGCUCAUUCCGGAUGACGGGAGAUGGCUGGCUUCUAUGCUGCGGGGAGUAUCAGGAUAUCCUGGUCAUUGAUGCCAAGACCCUGGAGGUCCUUCACACUUUCGUAUCGUCGCAGUCUCCCGACUGGAUCAACUGCAUGUGCGUUGUUCACUCCACAAGGAUUCAAGAGGACUCACUUCUGGUGGUGUCGGUAACUGGCAGCCUCAAAGUGUGGAACCUGUCUUCAUCCAUCAAUAGCAUCCAGGAAAAGCAGGACGUGUACGAAAAAGAAUCUAAAUUUCUGGACUCCCUCAACUGCCGGGCGAUACGAUUCUGUCCCUACACGGAGAGGCUCCUCCUGGUUGUCUUUUCCAGCUGCUGGAAGGUCUAUGACUACUGCGACUUUUCUCUUCUGGGCAGCGAAGCCUGUCUGAGGGGCCAGGCCUUAACUGGCGGAGAAGUGCUCACGGCCCACAGGGUCCUUAUCUGGACAGACGCCGGGCAUGGUGCCAUCUACCAGCUGCGGAACAGUGCGCGCAGCAGAGGCCCCCUCCCAGCUGACCGACAAGUGUUCAAAGAAGUUCUUUCUCCGCAUUUGCUCUGCUCCACUUCGGUAAAAGGAAACAAGAGCUAUCCCUUUGUGAUGGGCUACUUGAACGAGAGGAAGGAGCCCUUUUAUAAGGUUCUCUUCUCGGGAGAAGCAUCUGGAAGAAUUACUCUGUGGCACAUCCCCGAUGUCCCAGUGUCCAAGUUCGAUGGCUCCCCCAAAGAGAUCCCAGUAACUACCACAUGGGCCCUGCAAGACAACUUCGACACAGACCACACCAUCUCCCAGAGUAUCAUUGACCACCUCUAUGUCCCCAGAGGUGGGAGAGGAAGAGCUGUUGUCACGUCCUCUGUGUACGUUCCCCAUCUCAACAGACUCAUCUGUGGGUGCGAAGACGGCAGAAUCUUCAUUACUCUGGCUUUGGAUGCCGCAAGAGCCAGGCUUUUGGAAGGUGUUUCCCAGCUAAGAGAGCUGCUGCCCCACAAAGUUCUCCUUGGCCACAACAGAGGCGUCACUUCAUUGCUUUAUCCCCAUGGCCAAUCGUCCAAGUUUGACCAGAGCUGGUUGGUGUCGGGGGACCAGGAUUCCUGCGUUGUCUGGUGGGACAUUUUUACGGAAGAGAUUUUGCAUAAGUUUGCUCUGCAAGCUGGUCCCAUAACCAACCUUCUAAUGUCACCAGAAAACUACAGGCUGAAGGAGCAUGGGAUCGUCUGCUGUGUGUGCGGUGACCAUUCGGUCGCCCUUCUCCACCUGGAGGAAAAGUCAUGCCUUCUGCGUGCUCGGAAACAUCUCUUUCCUGUGAGGAUCAUCAAAUGGCACCCCGAGGAAAACUUCUUAAUCGUCGGAUGCGAGGAUGAUUCCGUUUACGUCUGGGAAAUUGAAACAGGCACUCUGGAGCGGCAUGAAACGGGCGAUGGGGCAAAGGCCAUCCUGAACUCCCGUGAGGAUGCUGAGCUGGUAUUGCCCGAAUCUGGCUUCCCGGGAGCCAUGGACCCUCACCGGCCAAAGAAUGCAGAGCCCAAGUCGCCCAGCUCCCACAGGCUUGGCUCACUUUCAUCACCCAUUUCUCAUGCGGAGAAGGCUUUGCGGAAGGGCCCUGUUCCUGACUCUUUCCAAGGCCCGUUCAGUGUGUUACCCAUGAAGAUGAAAUGGAGCAACAUCAGCUUCCACAUCCUUCUGUUUGAUCUGGAAAACCUGGCGGAACUCCCAGCAUCACCGCGCCUCAACAGCCUGCCAAGCUCUAACUCCCUCCACGGCAGCGACUUCCUCAGAAGAGCCAAGAGCAUGGGAGAGAAAAGGACGCUGACGUUAAGGAGAAGCAAGGCGGCAGACUCUCCACCACCCAUCGAGAAGCCAGGCAGAACCGGGUGUGGGGGCCACGGUCCGAGAGAGGACCUUCCCCUCCAAGUCCUGGAAGAAAACGAUGGUCUGAAAAGGCAGAAGAAAGCGAAGAACUCCAAAAAAGCCCAUCUCAAGCCGUCAAAGAAAAUCGAUGAGAACCUGACGCUGGACACGGCUAAACUCCUCCUGUCAUGCCUCUUGCCAUGGGGAGUGGACAGGGAACUAGAUCGUCUUUGCGUCCGCCACCUAAAUCUCCGAAGACUUCAGGGGCCCGUGUCAUUUGGGCUCGUGUCCAGAGAUGAUCACCUCUCUUUGCAGCUCCCAGGCCGCAACAGGAGUCAGUCAGAAGAGCAUUCGGCGUUCAAUCUGUUUUCCAGAAAAGUGCUCGACUUGUCGAACAAGUACACCGCUGCUCUCCCCCGACAGUCCAGAGCCCCAGCACUUCUGGAAAACAGCCAGGAAUCAUCCCCAGCACCAGAUGCUAUAUUCUAUUUACUGAGCCGCGUGUUUUUCGUUCAUGAGAUAGUGCACGUGCCCGGAGAAUUGACUGAUAGACUUGCCAGUUCUCAGAAAAUGGAAUCUGUGCGGAGCAAGGGGAAAAGUAUCAGCAACGAGGGGUUGAAGAAAACAAGUUUCUAUGGGAACAUACCAAACAGUAAGCACGGAGACUGUGUGCCUGAUACUGAAAAUGUUUCCUUGGUGAAGCUCAUUUCCUGCUGGAGGGACCAGUCUGUGCAGGUAAUGGAAGCAAUGCAAGCCGUUCUGCUGGCUGAAGUUCAGAGAAGUCUGAUGACCUUGAAGGAAGCCUCACUGAGCAUUCAGCCCAGGUCCACGGGAGAGGAUGGAGAGGAGGAACAGAGCCGGCCAAGGGAGGGGCAGAGGGAGCAGCUACUUGAGCGACAAUCCGUAAAAACCCCUCCUCUGCCAAUCACAGCCUCUCCUUGCAGUGAUUCUGUCUUAGCCGGUGUCCGAGGAGCUGAGAGUGAGCCUGAACGACGUGUCCUGGAUGCGGCUGAAAGUCCAGGGGAGAAAAAAGCUCAUCCAUGGAUAGCUAAGGUGUGUUCCUGCAAGGUGUGUUGAAACGUCGGCUUGUUUUAAAGACAUUGGCAUUUGGAAAAAUGAUCUUGAAAAUCUAAAAUGCACCACAAUUUUCUCACUUGAUAAAGACUUCUGGGUGGUGGAUUAAAGGAUUCCCCAGCAGGGAACACCUGACUUAGCAAUCUUGCAUCCAAAAGAGGGACCGCUUGGUCUCUUUGGAAAAAUACCCUGGAUACCUUCUCAUGAACUUAGCUCCCGCUGGUCUUCAGGAACUGUCGGCUCUUUAUCACUGGUGAGCUCAACCAACAGGACACCCUGCUUCUUUCAACAGAUUUAUGUAAGCCCAGGAAAUGCAUUACCCCAGAAAGUGUACAGGCAGAAGGUACAUGCAGGCUGAAGAAGUGAGUUGGUGGGGGAGGUGGGUGGGUCACCUCUAACUAUUAAGAUUGGUGCUCCUGGUUGGCAACCACCACACGGAUCCUCCAGAGUCCCAUAGCCACCGUUGGAGACAAAAUCCCUGGCUGGAUGCACGACUGGUCCGACCCACUCCUGGUGUUGCUCAUAAUCUUAAAUUCUCAUAUUGCAACUUUCCAAGAUCUUGAAUUGGAGUGCUCCAAUAACCCAACGGACUUUCGCACCAUGCUUUCAAUUCCAUCAGGGCUUGAUUUGUACAAAUGAAAUCUACUCAUGUAAUAUGAGAAAGGUAGAUGUGUUCAUAGUCUGUACCUGAAUCUUAAUAAGCUGGAAUUUCUCACCUCCUAAGGGAAAGGCAAUUUUAAAAGGGAAAACCUUGGGCAUCUGCUCAUCCGACCAACCCUGGGGUGGUCAGCUGUGUCGGCUGCCCUUAUUAAUCAGAACUCCCAUUCUCCAGUGUUCCAGAAGUGAAGGAAGAAGUGCUUCUCCACAAACACAAUGGAAAGUAAAUGUGGGUGUAAAGUGUUCCACAACCAGGUGUUGUGUUCCUUCAGGAAGCUCAUCCUUAUCCUCAACUAAAUAGGCCCAGAAAGGGCUGAUGCCUACAUUCCCAUUUCACUGGGGAUUGUUGGCAAAAAUCCACUUCAAGAGAGACAUUAUGUUUGUUUUCAGACUAAGGAGAAUUAUUUAGACAUUUCUCAACAUUCCACUUCAGUCAAUGCCCGUAACAGAUUCUGUCCCACCACCGAAAACAUGGACAUACUGAUUUUCAAGCUUCUGCUAUUUCUCAUCCAAGAACCAGAAGCAUCUUUUUUCCAAAAAUUGGGAAGAACAGUUUCAGAGAGACUUUAACAGCUGAGGUUAUUUUAAGAUUCCGUAGUGGGACAUCUUGAAAUCUCAUGCCUUUUGAAGUCUAAAAGUAGGUUUUUUCUUUGGGUAUAAAUAUUUUCAAUGUUGGAUGCUUCAUCUCUGUAAAUGAUUGAUGCAUCAGGCAUGCAAAUCCCAAGUAUCAUGUUGAAACAGUGUUUUUCCAAAAAGAGAAUGAGUUAACCAGAAGAAUGAUGUCAUUUUGCCUUGUUAAACUUUUUAUCUGUGUUGGUAAUAUAUAAUAAAGA